GUUUCCCGUCGCGCUCUCCUCCAGAUUAUUGCUUAUUCCACGUUUCUGACUCUUGCUGCAUCUCCUGCACGUGGUCAACAACGAACUCGACGUCCUCCACGCAGCGCGCGACGACCCACGACGAACCGGUAGAGCACAGCUCGCUGCUAUACCACCUCGCCUUCCCGCCACCUUCCAGGAACAUCGCUCAGGAUAGACUCCUGGCGCUCGACCUCGUUUGCUAGCACCGCCAACAUGUCUACCUCCACCUCCCACAUUAAGCUGCGCCGCAAGAAGAAUGUCAAAAAGGGUAUUCAGUUCUGCUUGAUGGUCUGUGGCGCUUCAGGCACUGGCAGAACCACCUUUGUCAAUACCCUCUGCGGGCGCCAGGUCUUGCAGCCUAUGGACGCUGAUGACCCGACAACCGCACACAUCGAGGAAGGCGUCAAGAUCAAGCCCGUAACUGUCGAGCUGGAACUUGAUGAGGAAGGCACUCGCGUGUCGUUGACCAUCGUCGACACACCCGGAUUUGGCGAUAGCAUUGACAACGAGGCUUCCUUCCACGAGAUAGUGUCCUUCUUGGAGAGGCAGUACGACGACAUUUUGGCCGAAGAGAGCAGAAUCAAGCGUAACCCGCGAUUCCGCGAUAACAGAGUCCACGUGCUCCUCUACUUCAUCCAGCCAACAGGUCACGGUCUUCGCGAACUCGACAUUGAACUGAUGCGCCGACUCAGCCCUCGCGUCAACGUGAUUCCAGUGAUUGGAAAGGCCGACUCGCUCACACAGUACGAGGUGGCAGAGAGCAAGAAGUUGAUCAUGGAGGAUAUCGAGCACUACCGCAUCCCGGUGUACAACUUCCCAUACGACAUCGAAGAGGACGACGAGGACACAGUUGAAGAGAAUGCCGAGCUGAGAGGAUUGAUGCCAUUUGCGAUUGUCGGAUCUGAAGAUGUCAUCGAGAUCGAGGGCAGACGCAUUCGCGCUCGCCAGUACCCUUGGGGUGUGGUUGAGGUGGAGAACCCUAAACAUAGCGACUUCCUCGCUAUCCGCUCUGCACUUCUACACUCUCAUUUGGCAGAUCUCAAGGAAAUCACCCACGACUUCCUUUACGAGAACUACCGUACCGAGAAGCUAUCUAAGAGUGUUGCGAGCGCCAACGAGGCAUCGGGCAUUACCACCGAGAGCGACAGCCUGGACCCACAAUCUCUUGCGUCGCAAUCUGUCCGCCUCAAGGAAGAGCAGCUGCGUCGUGAAGAGGAGAAGCUGCGCGAGAUUGAGAUCAAGGUGCAGCGCGAGAUCAAUGAGAAGAGGCAAGAGCUGUUGGCUCGUGAGUCGCAACUCAAGGAGCUCGAGAGCCGUAUGGGACGUGAGCACACACCAAUUCAUCCACUUGUCAACGAGGAUGACGAGACGGACGCUGGCGCCCAGCACUAGAGGGCUUCACACCCUGUACAGGCGUGUGCAAACGUGAUACCCUGCAGUUGCUGUUCGACUGCAUCAGGCUCAAGGACCAGCACGGACACGUGAUUUGGUGCGGAUGAGAUGCUGCAAAUCGUGCCUUCACUCUGGCGAGAUGGACAGCUCCCGAGAAUCGACUGUGGCACACCCCAAGAUACCCUGCAGCGACGGAUUCUAGUUCACCUGGACGCUGAAGAUGCGGAACGGCUUCUACUGAGCAGUAUCUUUCAUAUGUAUCGUAAUUUGAGAGCGGGUUAUCGGCAAGAAUGAGCAGCGCAUGUGUAAAGCAGCAUUCCCAAGGCGUGUACCCGCUCAACUAGUAUGCCCUAUUGCAGAAAGUAAUUAAGUUCCAUUCACA
Molecule: messenger RNA, 1795 nt
Organism: Sphaerulina musiva SO2202
Lineage: Eukaryota; Fungi; Ascomycota; Dothideomycetes; Mycosphaerellales; Mycosphaerellaceae
Product: cell division control protein 11
Exons: 3
Coding region: 235-1413 (392 amino acids)
Biological process (GO): cytoskeleton-dependent cytokinesis
Cellular component (GO): microtubule cytoskeleton; septin ring; cell division site
Molecular function (GO): molecular adaptor activity; GTPase activity; GTP binding
Source: RefSeq, a predicted model, not a curated record